AUGCGUCAGGCGGAGCGCGGGCUGCCCUCAGUGUCUGCUCGGCAGGAUGACCCUAAAGUCCGGGAACGCGACCUACCAACCUUUGAUCCUCUAGAGGCCGAAGCUUUCUUCGACCACUUUGAGAGGAUAGCGACAUUGAAGGAAUUGCCGAAAGAGGAUUGGGCUGCGUUAGUGCAGAGUAGGAUAACUGGCGAGGCCAGGGAAGCCUAUAACAUGUUGGACCUUGAGGAGUGCGCCGUUUACGACAUGAUCAAGAAAGCUGUGCUGCAAUCGUAUCGACUAACCCUGGAGGUUUACAUGAAACGUUUCUGUGAGUGCACAAGAGCUUCCGGAAGGUCGUAUGCUGAAACAGCUCGGGACAUGGAGCACAAGUUCCUGCGAUGGCUGAAGGCUGAAGAGGUGGAGACGAUGGAGGAGCUGAAGCAAUUGAUGGUGAUGGAAAGAUUCAUGUCAAUGCUCCAACCAGAAAUAAGGAUCAGGAUCAAGGAGGCUGGUAUUAGAGAACUUAAGGCUGCUGCAGACAGAGCCGACCUGCUGGAAGAGACACUAAAUCUCGGGAAGGAGGGACCGCCUAGGCACUCGCCUUACCCAAGGUUUGGGGGGAACUUCAAGAGUUCUGGAGAGGCGAGGACAGGUGGAGACUCUCCCAAGGAUAGUGCACACAGUGAGGUGAGUCGGUCCAAGAGUUCAGGGGAACCGGAGAGGAGACCCCAAGGAGGGAACACCGGGACUGGUGCUGGAGCGAGGAACGCUGCCAGGGAGACGACGACUGGGGGCGCGACGAGGACCCAGGGGACGGCGGUUUCCGGGGGCGUUGCCCGAGUGACAGGUGGAGAGUCGCCUCCCAGGAGAGUCAGGUGUUUUAAUUGUGGCGGGCGAGGACAUUUCGCCCGUGAGUGCGGCGAGAACCGGAGGAAUAUGGGACUGAUGUUAGAAGAGGAGAGAGUAUUCGUUCAUACCCUAUAUCAUAGUGGGCCCAAUGUGAAUAGUUGGGAAAUGAAGUUGGGUGAACACCCCUUUGUUUUCGGGGCCACAGGGAAGUUUGGGAAGUCAGACCCAGUGGAGAUUGCAGUUCUUCGUGAUACGGGUGCUGACAUAAGCAUGGUAGCCAGGAGUAUUCUUCCCAAUGAAUAUAAUGAUUUACCUGUGGGAGUGGUGAGAGUACGGAGUGUGGGAGAAGAGUGCAGGUUACCACUUCACGAGUUAUAG
Molecule: messenger RNA, 1209 nt
Organism: Procambarus clarkii (red swamp crayfish)
Lineage: Eukaryota; Metazoa; Arthropoda; Malacostraca; Decapoda; Cambaridae
Source: RefSeq, a predicted model, not a curated record